AUGAGCAAAGAACCAAAACAACAAUCGACAAAUACAUCAAAAAAGACAGAUGUACCAUUAAAGAAUAAUGGUGACGAUUCGAAGCAACAACUACAGCCAUCGGUAAUAUCGGCCUCUUUAUCAACGGUAGCUAAAGAUUUGAAUCUACAAGAAAAUCUAGAAAGUACUAGAUUAAUUUGGUAUGAUUCAAAUAUUGAUAAAACUAAUGAUACGAAAAAAACAAUGAACGAAUUACGUGAAAUCAAUAAUUUUAUUGUAUUUCAUAUUGAUUUAAAAACUUGUAUUGAUUAUAUUGAAUCGAUUACAAAUGAAAAAAUAUUUCUUGUUACAUCUGGAAGAGAUGCUUUAAAUAUUUUAAUAAGAGUUCAUGCAUUAAAGCAAAUUGAUUCAAUAUUUAUUUUUUGUUUAAAACCUAAAAAAUAUCAAUAUCUAUUACAAACAUAUAUUAAACUAAUUGGAAUUUAUACAAAACGUCAUGAAUUACUUAAUUCUCUUAAAGAGAAUAUUAUUCUUGUUGAAAAACAUUUAGAAACAUUUAAUUUCUAUAAUCAACAUAAACAAAAAUCUACAAGAGAUUUAUCAAAAGAAUCAGCAGAAUUUCUAUGA
This is a messenger RNA of Rotaria sp. Silwood1, 606 nucleotides long. The record is from the annotation of a GenBank genome assembly. NCBI's taxonomy places the organism in Eukaryota, Metazoa, Rotifera, Eurotatoria, Philodinida, Philodinidae.